This is a messenger RNA of Ramularia collo-cygni, 1314 nucleotides long. RefSeq names its product probable casein kinase I cki2. Gene Ontology annotation, molecular function: ATP binding; protein serine/threonine kinase activity. The coding region runs from base 1 to 1314 and encodes 437 amino acids. Lineage: Eukaryota; Fungi; Ascomycota; Dothideomycetes; Mycosphaerellales; Mycosphaerellaceae. The transcript is spliced from 3 exons. The record is from RefSeq and is a predicted model, not a curated record. Gene Ontology annotation, cellular component: nucleus; cytoplasm. Gene Ontology annotation, biological process: peptidyl-serine phosphorylation; endocytosis; signal transduction.
AUGAGCGGCACAUCGUCCUCCUCCAAUGUGGUGGGGGUCCACUACCGCGUCGGAAAGAAGAUUGGCGAGGGCAGUUUCGGGGUCAUCUUCGAGGGCACCAAUCUGCUGAACAACACCCAAGUCGCCAUCAAAUUUGAGCCGCGCAAGAGCGAUGCUCCACAGCUCCGCGAUGAGUACCGGACAUACAAGAUCUUGGUUGGAUGCCCUGGCAUUCCCAAUGUCUACUACUUUGGACAGGAAGGAUUGCACAACAUCCUGGUGAUUGACCUCCUCGGUCCCAGUCUGGAGGACCUCUUCGACCACUGCAAUCGUCGCUUCUCCAUCAAAACGGUCGUCAUGGUCGCCAAGCAGAUGCUGUCACGCGUGCAGACCAUCCACGAGAAGAAUCUCAUCUACCGCGAUAUAAAGCCCGACAACUUCCUCAUUGGUCGACCCAACACCAAGGCCCAGAACGUGAUCCACGUUGUCGACUUUGGCAUGGCCAAGCAGUACCGCGAUCCCAAGACCAAGCAGCAUAUCCCCUAUCGAGAGCGCAAGUCCUUGUCUGGCACUGCACGAUACAUGAGCAUCAACACGCAUCUGGGACGAGAGCAGUCGCGGAGAGACGACCUGGAGGCCCUAGGACACGUCUUCAUGUACUUCUUGCGCGGAGGACUUCCAUGGCAGGGUCUCAAAGCGGCUACGAACAAGCAGAAAUAUGAGAAGAUUGGAGAGAAGAAGCAGACCACGGCCAUUAAGGACCUGUGUGAGAGUUUCCCGGAGGAAUUCAACAAAUACCUCUCGUAUGUGCGCAACUUAGGCUUUGAGGACACACCCGACUACGACUACCUGCGCGAUCUCUUCACCAAGGCUCUGCAGAGCACUGGCGAGGUCGAAGAUGGAGAAUACGAUUGGAUGAAGCUCAACAAUGGCAAGGGUUACGACGUACCGCAGAUCUCACAACGACCUUCUGCAGGCGGUGGAAAUCGUGAGCACGGAAACCCUUCGAACCAGGACAUCCAUCGCGCCAACCGCGCAUCCAAUGUGCCGCAGGUUGACAAGGAAAAGCCUCUUCCCAGCAAACCCGGCGCAGUACGCCAACAACCAGCACAGAGAACGCAACCUGCGCGAAGGCCGCAAAACGCUGCAGACCCCGCUAAGCGCGGAAGUGGUAUGCAACUAGAGACUCCCGACCACCGUAGUACCGCCGCACAGUUUCAGAACAGCAGAGCGGACCUCACGCAGCCCGCGCGACCUCAGCAGCAGCAAGCACCUCCACCGGAAGUGAAGGAGAGCCCAUUCAAGAAGUUCACAAAGGCCAUAUGCUGUGGGUAG